AAGCGGUUUGCCGAUGGUCGGCCGUGUGUACUGGGUAUUGAUGAGGCCGGACGAGGGCCUGUUCUUGGACCGAUGGUCUACGCAUGUGCCAUAUCACCAUUGGAUAAGGCAGACGAAUUGAAAGGACUUGGUGAUUAA
This is a messenger RNA of Anisakis simplex (herring worm), 138 nucleotides long. NCBI's taxonomy places the organism in Eukaryota, Metazoa, Nematoda, Chromadorea, Rhabditida, Anisakidae. The record is from the annotation of a GenBank genome assembly.